Messenger RNA from Thlaspi arvense, 723 nucleotides. Lineage: Eukaryota; Viridiplantae; Streptophyta; Magnoliopsida; Brassicales; Brassicaceae. The record is from the annotation of a GenBank genome assembly.
AUGGGCAUUCCUCUCUUUUCUCUCGUAAGGGAUUGCAUUCAAAAUGGAAACUGGAACCUCAGAGCAGCCAGGUCAGAUCGACAGCUCCAGCUCCUUUCCUUCAUCACUUCUCUUCAGCCUUCUCCUGUUAGCGACUCCACCAUGUGGCUUAGGCAAGAAACAAACUCUAAAAACUUCUCUUCGAAAGAGGUUUGGAACGCUAUUCGCUCUAAAAACCCUACAGUCUCGUGGUAUUCUCUAGUGUGGCACAAAGUCGCGAUUCCAAAACAUGCAGCAGCUACUUGGCUUUUUAUGCUUAACAGGAAUCCUACCUUUGACCGGAUGGUGGCUUGGGGAUUAGAUGUUGAAACCAUAUGCCUCCUAUGCGGUUCGUCGUCCGAGUCGCAGAACCACCUAUUCUUUGACUGUCCCUUUUCAAACCGGGUUUGGUCAGCUCUUCUUCUAAAGCUAGACAUCCUAAAUGCUCCUACUUCUUGGGCUCAGAUUAUAUCUUGGCUUCCUGCUGCUCUUCCACAACGGGAUGCACAACUUAGUCUUCUUUUGCUCUGGCAAGCGAGUAUCUAUGAGUUGUGGAAAGAACGAAAUCGAAGACUUCAUCAAGGUUUGACUCUUCCACACUACAAGAUUUUCAAAAGGAUUGUCUACCUGAUAAAAAAUAAAGCAAUGGCUUUAAAAAAUGUUGGAUCAAAGCACGGUGAGGCUUUGACGCUGCUCUGGUUUUAA